Messenger RNA from Momordica charantia (bitter melon), 2124 nucleotides. The record is from RefSeq and is a predicted model, not a curated record. Lineage: Eukaryota; Viridiplantae; Streptophyta; Magnoliopsida; Cucurbitales; Cucurbitaceae.
UUAAUGGGAGCUAAUAUCAUAGUUGACCGUAUUGGAUGAUCUUGAAGGAGAAAAACGAAGAAAUGCUCUGCGUCUGCUCCAUAUCUCCGCUCCACGUACCAGCCCUUCACCACAGAGCCUCUCCCACGCCCGAUCUUCUCCACACCUUCAACUCCCCAUUUGAGCUGAAGCAGGUCCACGCCCAUCUCGUCAAAACCAAUUCCCCCCUCUCUUCCCUCCCACUUUCACGGGUAGCCUCUGUUUGCGCGCUCAAUUCGGGUUUCUCUUACGCCAAGUUGAUAUUCGAGCUCCUGGACGCACCGGAGGUCGCCCUGUGGAACACCUGUUUGAGAACUUUCGCCGAGGGAGAUUCCCCUGCCGAUGCUAUUUCGCUUUUCUACCGGUUGCGCCAGUUUGACGUUUGCCCGGAUGAUUAUUCUUGUUCGUUUGUUCUAAAAGCGUGUUCUAGAUUAUUGGAUGUUGGAAAUGGUAGAAUUGUUCAUGGGUAUGUUGAGAAACUUGGGUUGCAAUCGAAUGUGUUCUUGCGGAAUAUGAUUGUGAAUUUGUAUGCGUUGUGUGGCGAAAUGGAAGUUGCCCGGAUGGUGUUUGAUAAAAUGCCGCAGAGAGAUGUGAUAACGUGGAAUAUUAUGAUAGCCCAGUUGAUUAAAAGAGCUGAUGUCGAGGGGGCGUACAACUUGUUCGCUGAAAUGCCUGAGAGGAGUGUGAGGUCGUGGACUUCAAUGAUUGCUGGCUAUGCCCAAUGUGGGAAGCCCAAGGAGGCCAUUGAUCUAUUUCUCGAGAUGGAAGAGGCUGGUUUGUUGCCCAACGAAGUAACAGUGGUGGCUGUCCUUGUAGCUUGUGCUGAUCUGGGCAACUUGGAUUUGGGGAGGAGGAUACACGAUUUUGCAAACCGGAAUGGCUAUGAGAGAAAUGUUCGUGUUUGUAACACUCUGAUUGAUAUGUAUGUGAAAUGUGGGUGCUUGGAGGAUGCUCGUAGGAUCUUCGACAACAUGGAAGGAUGUACAGUCGUUUCAUGGUCGGCUAUGAUUGCAGGACUGGCAGCGCAUGGACAGGCUGAGGAUGCUCUUGUGUUUUUCACUAAAAUGAUAAACACAGGCAUGAAGCCCAAUGCAGUGACUUUCAUUGGUAUCUUGCAUGCAUGCAGCCAUAUGGGUAUGGUAGAGAAAGGCCGUAAAUAUUUUGCUAGCAUGACUAAGGAUUAUGGGAUAGUUCCUAGGAUUGAACACUAUGGUUGUAUGGUUGAUCUUUUCAGCCGAGCAGGGCUGCUGCAAGAGGCUCACGAGUUCAUCAUGAACAUGCCUAUUGAGCCAAAUGGUGUUGUUUGGGGAGCCCUCCUUGGUGGUUGCAAAGUUCACAAGAACUUAAAACUGGCUGAAGAAGCCAUCCGUCACCUCUCCAAAUUGGAUCCAUUAAAUGAUGGAUACUAUGUGGUCCUAUCGAACAUUUAUGCGGAAGCAGGGAGAUGGGAGGAUGUGGCGCGAGUGAGAAAGUUAAUGAGAGAUAGAGGAGUAAAAAAGACACCUGGCUGGAGUUCAAUCGUGGUGGAAGGAAUGGUUCAUAAUUUUGUAGCAGGGGAUGAGACUCAUCCUCAAGCUGAGGAGAUAUUCAAAACAUGGGAGAAGUUGCUCGAGCGAAUGAAGAUCAAAGGAUAUGUGCCCAACACCUCGGUGGUAAUGCUUGACAUGGAAGAGGAUGAGAAGGAAAGGUUUUUGUAUCGACAUAGUGAGAAGUUAGCAGUAGCGUUCGGAUUAAUCAAAACCGCACCUGGAACUGUUAUUAGGAUCAUGAAGAAUCUCCGUGUUUGUGAGGAUUGCCACACUGCUUUGAAGAUCAUAUCGGUUGUUAGUACCAGAGAGAUAGUUGUUCGUGAUAGAAACCGAUUCCAUUGUUUCAAAAACGGUUCGUGUUCUUGUGCUGAUUACUGGUAGUUGUAGUUGAGAUGGAAUGCUGAUUUGUAUAUUUGAGAAACUGAUAAUUUUGAUUCAUCAGUUACAAUCUUUGGUAUUGAAAUAUCCCCACUUUUGAGUUCAAUUGAGCUUGAGCAAGAUAGAAGGAAAUUAGGAAGAUAAUAUUGCAACUGUAAGAACAUGCGGAAACCUGUAUGAAGUUCGAUCUUUUAACUAA